AUGGGGGAGACACGAUGCGUGCGUUCGAUCGUGCGCCAAUUUGCGUCUGGCAGCAGUGACCACUACAUAAAUGCGUCUGAAAUGUGGGAAUCCAUUCUUUGCAAACCCUUUGCUCCUUACGUUAUCGAUAUUUUUCAAACUACCAACCGGAGCUUGCUCCCAGACAAUCAGCCUGAAAUGACCGAGCAAGCUUCAUCAAGUAGAACAAAUCCUGUUCAUCAUACUCAGCAGCAAAAACUGACAAAAACUGAAAAACUCGUAGAGCGAGAACGAAGAAGACAGGAGAUAGCAAAGCAACGACUGGAUUUGAAAAAUCAUCGCGAUAUCGCUAGAUCCGUGGAGGCUCUUGACUUAUACGUGCAGGUCGGAAAUCGUAAAAUUUCCGAGGCAGACCUGAGAAGCCACUUUGCUUCCUUUGGAGAGGUGGUUCACGUUUCAAAUUUGGACGCGCUCCCCGAGCAAGGAGGAAGGACACAGGAAAUAGCAAAGCGGAAAAUCCAUUUGCAAAAUCAUCUGGCUAUCGCGAGAUCUCAGAAGGCUCUUGACAUAUACGUGGAUGGCUUGAGGUCUGAAAUAACCGAGGAGCAAUUGAGUACUCACUUUGCUGCUUUUGGGAAGGUGCUCGAUGUGUAUAGGUUUUACUCAACCGACAAAUCUAUCGGAAAGGCCAUUAUUGCAAUUCAGCCGACAGUGGAUCGAAAGUGGAUUCGUAGGACGAAACACAUUGUAAAUGGAUUUGAACUUGUUGUGAGGGGGUUUACCUCAUUCUGA
Molecule: messenger RNA, 771 nt
Organism: Dibothriocephalus latus
Lineage: Eukaryota; Metazoa; Platyhelminthes; Cestoda; Diphyllobothriidea; Diphyllobothriidae
Source: the annotation of a GenBank genome assembly